Molecule: messenger RNA, 1188 nt
Organism: Drosophila takahashii
Lineage: Eukaryota; Metazoa; Arthropoda; Insecta; Diptera; Drosophilidae
Gene: Mec2
Product: Mec2
Cellular component (GO): plasma membrane
Source: RefSeq, a predicted model, not a curated record
CGGCGGCACUGCCCGCCACAGUUCGGAGUGCAUAGCUGACCGGAGUGGAACCACAGAGAAGAUCCAGAAUCCAGAUGGCUGAGCCGCAGUACGCCAACUACGAGGACAUGCGAAACUCCGGUCCGACCAGCUCCACGGCCUACAUGGUCAACAUGGGUGCCGGUGGAAUGGCGCCGGAGGAACCUGCCCGGGUUCCCGGAACAGCUCAGCAGUACCGCGGCUUCAAGACGUCCGAGAACGAGCCCAAGGGCAUCAUGGAGUGGGUGGUCACCUUCUUCUCCGUGCUGAUCUUCAUCAUCACCUCGCCGAUCGCCAUCUUCAUCUGCUUCAAGGUGGUGGCCGAGUACGAGCGGGCGAUCAUCUUCCGCCUGGGCAGGCUGAGCGGCGGGGCGCGCGGUCCCGGCAUGUUCUUCAUCCUGCCGUGCAUCGACGAGUACCGCAAGGUGGACCUGCGCACGGUCACCUUCAAUGUGCCGCAGCAGGAGAUGCUGACGAAGGACUCGGUGACGGUCACCGUGGACGCGGUGGUCUACUAUCGCAUCAGCGAUCCCCUCUACGCGGUCGUCCAGGUGGAGGACUACAGCCUGUCCACCCGCCUGCUGGCGGCCACCACGCUGCGCAACAUCGUGGGCACCCGCAAUCUCUCCGAGCUGCUGACCGAGCGCGAGAUCCUCGCCCACACCAUGCAGGCCACCUUGGACGAGGCCACCGAGCCCUGGGGCGUCAUGGUGGAGCGUGUGGAGAUCAAGGACGUCUCCCUGCCCGUUUCCAUGCAGCGCGCCAUGGCCGCCGAGGCGGAGGCCGCCCGCGAUGCCCGCGCCAAGGUGAUCGCCGCCGAGGGCGAGAAGAAGUCGGCCACUGCCCUCAAGGAGGCCUCCGAUGUCAUCUCCUCCAGUCCCUCGGCCCUGCAGCUGCGCUACCUGCAGACCCUGAGCAGCAUCUCGGCGGAGAAGAACUCGACGAUCAUCUUCCCGCUGCCCAUGGAGCUGCUGACUCCGUACCUGGCCAAAUAUGCCCACCUGUUGGGGCCGCCGACGCCGGAAACGCCGGAGAAGAACGACAACCUGCUGCUCAAUGCCCAGGCCGCUUGGCCCAAGACAAACCUAUGAUAUGUGUACAUUUUAAAGCAAAUCUUGAGUAUUUAUACUUUUUUUGUCUUAAUAAAAAGUUAUCCGGCGAGGAGAACAG